Molecule: messenger RNA, 808 nt
Organism: Phaeodactylum tricornutum CCAP 1055/1
Lineage: Eukaryota; Bacillariophyta; Bacillariophyceae; Surirellales; Neidiaceae
Exons: 2
Coding region: 56-712 (218 amino acids)
Biological process (GO): photosynthesis
Cellular component (GO): photosystem II; extrinsic component of membrane; photosystem II oxygen evolving complex
Molecular function (GO): calcium ion binding
Source: RefSeq, a predicted model, not a curated record
CGAUCUCUUUUUCAAAUUCCUCCCAAAUCUCUCAUACCUUUCCAACGUUACUAUCAUGUUUUUUCGUAACCUAGUGCUGACGGCCCUUUUUGCGAUGGGCGCGGAGCAGCAAGUCGCGGCUUGGUCCUCUCCGUUGUCGCGUCGUCAGGCUUUUCAAGCGGCAACUUCAGCGGCCGUCAUCGGCGUGUCGUCGACUAUAGCGGGACAUCCAGUACAAGCCUAUCCUUCAGAUGAAACGCCUCGUGUGGCGACUCGUAUGGGAGGCUUACUAGAAGCUUUCCAGGACGGCCCUCGAGGAUUUCGUAUCAUGAUACCUUCCGGUUGGAAUAAGUUUGAAGGUGAAGUCGGCGCUUACGACGUCAAAUGGCAGGACUUGGUGGAUCCCAGUGAGAACGUCAAGAUCAGCAGCACACCGGUCAAGUCCACGACAGAAUCAGUCGCCGCUCUGGGCGAUGACGUGCAAGCUCUGGGUCUCAAACUGGCGGAGAAACGCAACGCCAAGCUGAUUUCGGCGAGCGAGCGCUUGACUGAGGGGAUCCUAUUUUAUAAUUUUGAUUUUGCUAUUAAGGAUGGAACUCAUCAGCUGCUGCAGUUGUGUGUUGGCAAGGGGCGCCUCUGGAGUUUGGAUGCCAACUCGAAAGAAAAGCGUUGGGAUAAGCGAGAAGAAAUGUACAGCAACGUCCUGGCUAGUUUCAUUCCUCGGCUCAAUUAAAUGAUUUCUGUGGCUUUCUUUCAUCUCGAACGAAUGAGCGGUGCAAUAUAUUUUACUGGCUACAAAAAUAAGUCUAAAGCAAACAUGGACUUCCUG